Messenger RNA from Lytechinus variegatus (green sea urchin), 2038 nucleotides. It is a transcript of the gene rrp8, whose product is annotated as ribosomal RNA-processing protein 8-like. The record is from RefSeq and is a predicted model, not a curated record. Gene Ontology annotation, molecular function: methyltransferase activity. Gene Ontology annotation, biological process: regulation of transcription by glucose; cellular response to glucose starvation; rDNA heterochromatin formation. Gene Ontology annotation, cellular component: chromatin silencing complex; rDNA heterochromatin; nucleolus. NCBI's taxonomy places the organism in Eukaryota, Metazoa, Echinodermata, Echinoidea, Temnopleuroida, Toxopneustidae. The coding region runs from base 26 to 1537 and encodes 503 amino acids. The transcript has 7 exons.
AUCUGUAAUUUCCCGAGAGUUCAGAAUGGAUUUUUGGGCAACAGAUGAUUCUUCGAGUUGGCAGGAUGAACCUUGGUCUCAAAAGCUACACAAAACAUUAUUCACUUAUCAUGAAAAGCAAAAAAUGAAGAAGGUCAAGAAACCUGGCUUAGAAACUCAAUCCAUGAAAGAGAAGAAAAGACAACAUGCCGAAGAAGAUAGAGGUGAUGAACAAGAAGGAGUUUCGAAAAAAAAGAAAAAGAAAGGAAAUGUGAGACUCGGACCUGAAAAUGGAGAUGAUGAUGGUGGUGUCCAGAAUCUUGGGGGCACUGAUGAGAGGACAGAACAACUCCAACCUAAUAAGUCAAAUACAGCUUUGAAACUUACUAAGCCUGUUAAACAAAAAAGUGAUAUUCCCUCUACAGAAGUAAACAAAAUUGAUAAUCCUUCACCACAUUCAGAAGAGGUGAAAGCAAAGAAGAAGAGAAAGAGAAAACCUAGAAAUAAUAAAUUCAAAGAUCAAACCUUGUCUACAGAAGCUAUGAAGAGUACAGCAUCAGUAGAUACCAUUGAGAGUCAGACCACUGAAGUAAUAGGAAGCUGUUUGGAGUCAUCUGAUCCAAAGCUGUCGGGGAAAGAAAGAAGAAAGUUGAGGAGGAAACUGGCAAAGCAACAGUUGAGAGCUGCGAAGCAAGAAGAAGCAAAGAUAAAUGAGGAAAAAAUCAGUGAUGAUUCUAAAAAGAAUAAAGUCAAGAAGUCAUUGGAGCAACCUUGUGAAGAGGACAGUGAGCCCAAAGGUAAAGAUGAAGAUGAUGUACCUGUUAUCAGUUCUAAUGGGGAUGUGUCUUCCAACCUCAUCCUAGCCAACACCAGGAGAAAAACACAGAUGAAACCUGAUGUUAGUCUCAAGUCCCAGAUGGAAUCACAGCUAAAGUCUUCCCAGUUCCGCUUCUUGAAUGAACAAUUGUAUAAAGUGACUGGGGACAAGGCCAAAGAGAUGUUUGCUUCUGAUUCAACAGCUUUCUUGACCUACCAUGAAGGGUUCACCCAGCAGGUUACACAGUGGCCUUCAAACCCAGUUGACAUCAUCAUUGAUGCCUUGAAGAAAAGACCAGCUUCCUUGGUGAUUGGAGAUUUUGGAUGUGGGGAUGCAAAGAUAGCUCGCUCAGUGAAGCAGAAAGUUCAUUCCUUUGAUCUGUAUCCUAUCAAUCAACAUGUGACUGUAUGUGAUACAAAGAAGGUGCCGUUGAAGGAUGGUGUCCUAGACAUUGCAGUGUUUUGUCUUUCAUUGAUGGGCACUAAUUGGAUGGAUUACGUGAAGGAAGCCAAUAGAGUACUCAAAACAGGGGGUCUUUUGAAAGUUGCUGAGGUUGCUAGUCGUUUUACCUCUCCUGCCUCCUUCCUAUCUGUCAUGAAAUCUUUAGGGUUUCAGCUCAAGACCAAGGAUGUAUCCAACAAGAUGUUCUAUCUGUUUGACUUCAAGAAAAAGCAAGUAGUGACCAGCAUACCUGCUGUGAAAGGACCUAUCCUAAAACCAUGCCUGUACAAAAAGAGAUAGCAUCUUCCAUCCAGAUUAUCCAUAUUGGACAGAUAGAUUAACAUAAGUUAUCUAAAGAGUCCAACGAGAUGUAUGUCACGAAGAUGCAAGUAGUGUCAUCUGUGCCUGCUGCAGAACAAUUCAUCUUGUAGCCAUGAUUGCACGAGAGGAGGACUGUCCUUGUACAAGCCAAUAAACUGCAAUCUACCAAGGAAGAAGCCAGAUCACAGAGCUGAUAUUUUUUUCUAGAUUAUACAUGAGAACCAGGGCCUUGUUUCAUUGAACUUGAUAACAAUAGUACGUUACAUUGGCUGUUUCAAGCUUCCGUAUUCAGGACAUGCUGUUGGCUGAGAGCCAAUUUUAUGUAUAACAAUUUUCAUGAAAUAGGGCCAUUAAUCUUUGAAGCCCACUACAUACCAUGCAGUCUUAUUAUGGUCUUGGGUUAACAGUCAGUCGGCAAGCCCUGAAAAAGUAGCUUCUUUUAUCCAAGUGAUAUUCAUGACUAAAGGGUUUUUGCAUAGU